AUGAAUUGCAAAUCUCCAAUUAUUCCUGUUCUCAUUAUUGGAGCAGGAGCAUCAGGAAUUGCGAUGGGCUGCAAAUUGCAAAGAAAAUACGGAUUCGGCGAUUACACGAUCUUCGAAAAGCAGUCCGAAAUAGGAGGUGCUUGGACAAGCAACAAAUAUCCCGGUAUUGCAUGUGAUGUACCAAUGGCCCUAUACUCUUUCUCGUUCGCACCCAAAUUCACAUCCAAAUCAAUCUAUCCUUCAGGCGCCGAAUACUUGGAAUAUCUUCAGGAUGUUGCUCGAAGCCAUGGAGUAGACUCUAAAAUACAAUUUAACACCGAAGUGACAGACCUCCAAUACCUCGAGGAGUCGUCAACGUGGCAGGUUACGAUCUCGCGUCUUGUACCUCAUGAUCACAAGUCUACGAGCUCGCAAGAAAGUAGUUCAAACUCUGGAAUUCUAAAAACGGAAAAGAUUCUGGCAAACGUUGUUAUCAGUUGUGUCGGGAUUCUGGUCAAACCGAAUGUCUGGCCUUCAAGUGUUCCAGGCAAUGAAACGUUUGAAGGAGAGAUCAUUCACUCAUCGCAUUUGACUGACAGUGUCAAUAUGCACGACAAAAAGGUGGUCGUUAUAGGAUCCGGUUGUAGCGCGGCCCAAAUUGUGCCAACAUUACUACAACGGGAUGAAAUUGCGUCUUUAACACAAAUUAUGAGAACUCCCCCAUGGGUGGAGCCCCGAUUAGAAGAACCGUUGGGGAAAGCUAUGUAUUCUCGGUAUGCGCCAAAUUUGUUUCGCUACAUGCAACCGCUCGGUUGGAUCUUUCGAGUUUUCAUCUACAUCUACACAGAGAUAGAAUGGGCGACCAUUUUCCAGAGACGAAGUACAUUUCUACGUGGAUUAGCUGAAAAAGCAGCAACCAAACACAUGAAAGCCAAAGCUCCCGAAAAAUACCACGCAGUAAUGACGCCGAAGUACAGCUAUGGUUGUAAGCGUCGAGUAUUCGACAGCUCAUGGCUGGAGAGCAUGAGAAAUCCCAAGUUUUCACUGACAACAAGUUCACUUACAUCAUUGGGACCUGACAGUGUGUAUGUGAGGCAAGAUAGUGCGCUUACAGGUGAAGGAUCCACGAAGGUGCAUCCAGACCGCAAUGACCAAAUCCAGGCCGAUAUCAUCAUACUCGCCAAUGGCUUCCAGGCAACCAAAUUCCUGCACGCUAUAAGUGUACACGGACGUGGUGAUCUGACUCUUCACACGGAGUGGAAAAAUCGCGGUGGUGAACAAGCUUAUUUAGGAACGGCAAUGGAUAAAUUUCCAAACUUGUUCUUCGUUAUAGGUCCCAACACUUUUGUUGGGCACUCAUCGGUAAUUAUAAGUAUCGAAAACACAGUUGAUCUUAUUUUAAAGAUAAUGAAGCCGAUAAUAAAGGGAAAGUCGAGGACAGUAGAGGUGAAGAAAGAGGCAGUUGUCAAGUGGACAGCAGACAUUCAAAAUGCGUUGUGUGGUACAGUGUUUUCGGGCUGCAAAAGCUGGUACAGCAAUGAACGUGGUUGGAACUCGGUUAUCUAUCCGCGUUCUCAAAUCGACUUCUGGUACCGUUGCAAGUUUCCAAUUUACGAAGACUGGACUUAUACAUGA
Molecule: messenger RNA, 1614 nt
Organism: Glarea lozoyensis ATCC 20868
Lineage: Eukaryota; Fungi; Ascomycota; Leotiomycetes; Helotiales; Helotiaceae
Product: FAD/NAD(P)-binding protein
Exons: 5
Coding region: 1-1614 (537 amino acids)
Molecular function (GO): flavin adenine dinucleotide binding; NADP binding; N,N-dimethylaniline monooxygenase activity
Source: RefSeq, a predicted model, not a curated record